UUGAGUGGGGACAGGACCGUGUCAGGCUCUGACAUGUGUGCAAGAAUAAUAAGAUCUGGAAACCCUAAUUCACAAUUUCUCUUUCAUUUUCUCUGAGUUUGAAGCUUCAAGUGCUAAAAUCUAGGGAUUUGCGGGUGGAGAAGACGAGAGCCCAUCUCUCUGCUUCAAAGCUCCUGUCCAGGUAGAAUUCUCUUCUUCCCUUGCGUUGUGUUCUUUGCUGUUCAAUCGCCAUGGCUUCAAAGCGGAUUUUGAAAGAACUCAAGGAUUUGCAGAAAGAUCCACCCACUUCUUGCAGUGCUGGUCCAGUAGCUGAAGACAUGUUUCAUUGGCAAGCAACAAUCAUGGGACCCUCAGAUAGCCCUUAUGCUGGAGGUGUGUUUUUAGUUACCAUCCAUUUCCCUCCAGAUUAUCCUUUCAAGCCUCCUAAGGUCGCGUUUAGGACCAAGGUCUUCCAUCCUAACAUCAACAGCAAUGGAAGCAUUUGUCUUGAUAUCCUCAAAGAACAAUGGAGCCCUGCACUAACCAUUUCCAAGGUUCUGCUCUCAAUCUGCUCGUUGCUGACCGAUCCAAACCCUGAUGACCCUCUUGUUCCGGAGAUUGCUCACAUGUAUAAGACUGAUCGGGCCAAGUAUGAAGCCACUGCUCGUAGCUGGACCCAGAAGUAUGCCAUGGGAUGACAGUUGCUGGUGUGUAAUAUGUAUCGGCUUUCUUAUGUUGCCGACUGUGUCGAACCAUUUUAUGUUUUCUUUUGGGGAAGGGAGGGGGUGUUUUUUCUUAAAGGAAUUUGUCAUUGUGCUUUGGAUAUGGGAAGAUAUGGACAUUCUUUUUAUUUAUUCCGCGCUUUAUAACUUGUGUGAAACCCUUGUUUCGUUAUCGAAGUCGCUGUGAAACCCUUUGUUUCGUUCAAUGUAACAAAAGUCUUUGGUUCUA
This is a messenger RNA of Gossypium raimondii (Peruvian cotton), 930 nucleotides long. RefSeq names its product ubiquitin-conjugating enzyme E2 28. Gene Ontology annotation, biological process: protein polyubiquitination. Gene Ontology annotation, cellular component: nucleus. The coding region runs from base 231 to 677 and encodes 148 amino acids. Gene Ontology annotation, molecular function: ubiquitin conjugating enzyme activity. The transcript is spliced from 5 exons. NCBI's taxonomy places the organism in Eukaryota, Viridiplantae, Streptophyta, Magnoliopsida, Malvales, Malvaceae. The record is from RefSeq and is a predicted model, not a curated record.